CGGCUUCCCACCCCCAAAAUAAGACGGUGUUCAAACCCCCAAAUCCCACACCGGCCGCCACCAAAAGCUCCGCCAUUCCCAUUCCCAUUCCCAGCCUCUCCCCCUAAACCUUCCCUCCCGAGUCCGACCCGUCGAUCCGCUUCUCCCGCCCCGGUUCCGCCCCUGUCGCGCGCGCCGGCGGGGGUUUCGAGGCCGGUGCGGCGGCGGCGCUGGCCCUCGGCUGCGAAUCCGGUGUCGGCGCGGCGAAGGCGCGUCGUGCGCGGGCGCCUGCUGCUGCAAUGAGGCGGCGCUCCGUGCUGCCGUCGCACCACGACGACGCGGAGAAGGGCGGCGGGAAGCCGCCGCAGUCGCGCCUCUGCUUCCUCGCCACGCUCUGCGUCAUGUUCUGGGUCCUCAUCUUCUACUUCCACUUCUCCGUCCUCGCCCCCGACCCCGACGCGCGGCCCGUCGCCGUCGCCACCCAGGCCCGCAUUGCCCACGACCACCUCCCGGACCGCGUCUCCAACCACGACGGCCUUCUCCGCGCCCCGCCCGCCGUCGUCGGCAUGGAGGAGGCGCCCGCGGCCGUCGUCGAGAAGGAGGAGGCGCCCGCCGCCGUCGUCGAGAAGGAGGAUGUGCCUGUGGCUGUCGUCGGCAAGGAGGAGGUGCCCGCGGCCGUCGUCGGCAAGGAGGAGGUGCCCGCGGCCGUCGUCGGCAUGGAGGAGGCGCCCGCGGCCGUCGCCGAGAAGGAGGAGGCGCCCCCGAAGGAGUACCCGUUCCAGCGGGCGCUCAAGACGGCGGAGAACGCGAGCGACCCGUGCGGCGGCCGGUACAUCUACGUGCACGAGCUGCCGCCACGCUUCAACGAGGACAUGCUCCGGGAGUGCCACAGCCUCAGCGUCUGGACCAACAUGUGCAAGUUCAUGAGCAACGACGGUCUCGGCCCGCCGCUGAGCAACGAGGACGGUGUUUUCUCCAACACCGGCUGGUAUGCUACCAACCAGUUCGCCGUCGAUGUCAUCUUUGGCAACCGGAUGAAGCAGUACGAGUGCCUCACCAAGGACUCGUCCAUCGCCGCGGCGGUGUUCGUGCCCUUCUAUGCCGGGUUCGAUGUCUCAAGGUAUCUCUGGGGGUAUAAUACUACGAUGAGGGACGCCGGGCCGCAUGAUCUGGUGGAUUGGUUGAGGAAGAGGCCUGAGUGGAAUGUGAUGGGUGGGCGUGACCAUUUCUUGGUUGGGGGAAGGAUCGCAUGGGAUUUCAGGCGGUUGACGGACGAAGAAUCUGACUGGGGCAACAAGCUGCUGUUCAUGCCGGCUGCGAAGAAUAUGUCAAUGCUGGUGGUGGAGUCAAGCCCAUGGAAUGCCAAUGAUUUUGCGGUGCCAUAUCCGACUUAUUUCCACCCUGCCAAAGACGAAGAUGUUUUCCUUUGGCAAGACCGAAUGAGGAGCCUGGAGAGGCCGUGGCUGUUCUCAUUCGCAGGGGCUCCUCGUCCUGGUGAUCCAAUGUCUAUCAGAGGGCAGCUCAUUGAUCAGUGCAGGACAUCAAGUUUCUGUAAACUGUUGGAGUGUGACCUUGGAGAGAGCAAGUGCCACUCCCCAAGCGCAAUCAUGAAGAUGUUCCAGAGCUCUUUGUUCUGUUUGCAGCCCCAGGGUGAUUCCUAUACUAGAAGAUCUGCCUUCGACUCAAUGUUGGCUGGCUGCAUACCUGUUUUCUUCCAUCCUGGUUCAGCAUAUGUCCAGUAUACAUGGCAUCUUCCGAAGAAUUAUACGAGUUACUCUGUCUUCAUCCCUGAAGGUGGCGUCCGUGAUGGAAAUGUCAGUGUUGAGGAGAUCCUAAGAAGUAUCCAUCCAGAUGUUGUCAAGCAGAUGAGGGAAGAGGUUAUCAAUCUCAUACCAAAGGUGAUAUAUGCUGAUCCAAGGUCGAAACUGGAAACGCUGAAGGACGCGUUUGAUGUUUCGGUUUCGGCAAUCAUCAACAAAGUGACGCAAUUGAGAAAAGAUAUCAUCUCAGAUAGCGAAGAUAAAGAUUUUAUUGAAGAGAAUAGCUGGAAGUAUGAACUGUUAGAAGAAGGACAGCGGACAAUCGGACCUCACGAGUGGGAUCCAUUCUUCUCGAAGCCCAAGCCCAAAGACAUGGGUGCAGAUUCUGGUAAUUCAUCAGCUGAAGCGGCCAAGAAUUCUUGGAAAAUCGAACGAGGAGACCAGAAUUAGACCGCACAACUGACUGCUCCUAGAGAUGAGCAAAACAGCUAUCCUAGCUGACGGUGCUCUGAUGCAAAUCCGCGGUAAAGAAUCCUUAGAUGCUGUAGCCUUGGUGAUCAUGUAUCUUGUUGAUGAUCCAGCCCCUGCAGCCGGUGUAAGAAACGUUACCACCAAAAGUCCUUGAGAAAAUAUGGCACAUGGCCUUUGCUUUGCCUCUACAGAUAUACUUUCUCAUACUAGAAUUUUCAUUUGUUUUGUUUGCCCAAUAACGCUAUGUAAAUCCUUGCAAGAUCUAGUGGUAUAUCAAAUUUUGUUGCUGUCC
Molecule: messenger RNA, 2502 nt
Organism: Triticum urartu
Lineage: Eukaryota; Viridiplantae; Streptophyta; Magnoliopsida; Poales; Poaceae
Gene: MUR3
Product: Exostosin family protein
Molecular function (GO): glycosyltransferase activity
Source: RefSeq, a predicted model, not a curated record